Molecule: messenger RNA, 2059 nt
Organism: Rhipicephalus microplus (southern cattle tick)
Lineage: Eukaryota; Metazoa; Arthropoda; Arachnida; Ixodida; Ixodidae
Product: hydroxyproline dehydrogenase
Cellular component (GO): mitochondrion
Molecular function (GO): proline dehydrogenase activity; FAD binding
Source: RefSeq, a predicted model, not a curated record
ACACUGUCACAUAGGUGGUUUGGUGCCUCGCGUCGCACGACCAGAGUGCAAAGGCGGAUAGUGAAACGCGACUGGGUGCUGCAGGGCUUAUUUGCGACAGAGUGACGAAGCUGCGGUCGUGGCGUGAAAAAUUGUCGGGAAGGUGCACCUCGAGGGGACUUGCACUAUAUAGAAUAAGCUCUGUAUCGGGACACCGAAGGUCCGCUUCGAGAAUGCGUGGUGUGCGAGCACUAUUACAUCCGCGUCUGCGACGUGCUGCUUCAAGCAGUUCAUGUAAGCGGGACGCUCUGGGAUUUUCGGACUACAGCAUGGCGUACCAACACAAGAGCCUGUGGGAGCUGGUGCGAGCUCUGGGCGUGCUCAAGGUGUGCUCGUACGACUGGCUGGUGGACAAUAGCCAAUGGCUCCUGACCAUGGGUGAGCGGGUUCUGGGCCGCCAUCUCCUGGGUGCCUUGGUGGGCCCCACUUUCUACCGGCAGUUCGUGGGCGGAGCCACACCGCAGGAGAUGCACACCUGCGUGGAUAGACUGGCCGCUGCUCGAGUGCGCACCAUGGUGGCCUGCUCUCUCGAAGAGGAGGAAGACGGCGCUACGAGGAGAGGGGCUGCUUCGGCAUCGCUGAGGCGCAUGGAGAUGUACAGGCGCAACGGUGAGAAAGUCCUAUCGUGCCUACGCAUGACGUCGCAGUUGCACUCGGAGUCACCCAUGAUGCAGGUCAAGAUGAGUGGACUGCUGCCACCCAAAUUAUUGGUGCACCUGACACACAUCUUCGAUUCUGCGGAGAAACCAGAGCUUAUCGUCGGUUGCCUCGGAGACGCGAUUCGCAGUGAAAGUUACAGGGAAUACUCCGAUUUACGGCUGGAGAGCAGUGAUCAGAACUUCGUCAAGCUGGCCCUGAGGAAACUUCGCAGCGUGUGCCAGAUGGCAAAGGAAGCCGGAAUUACAAUCCUGGUGGACGCGGAGUACUCGAACAUGAACGGGGGCAUCGAACUUCUGGGUCUCACUCUGAUGGCCGCCUUCAACGAGCGCACGCCGCUCGUGUGGAACACGUACCAGUGCUACCUAACGGACGCACCCGACAAGGUGUCACGACACCUGCGCCUGGCGGAUCGCAUGGGCUGCUCGUUCGGCGUUAAGCUGGUGCGUGGGGCCUACAUGGACGGCGAGCGCAGAAAGGCCAGGGAGCACGGCGAUCCCGACAAUGUCUGCACCAGCUAUCAAAAAACGAACGAGAACUACGACAGGGUGCUGUGCGACCUUCUCGAACACAUCUAUCGGUCUGAGAAGGAGUGCCGUCUGGUGGUAGCGACGCACAAUGAGCACAGUAUACGCACUGCAACCACACGCAUGCAGGAGCUGGGCCUGGCUGUCAACGACAAAAGGAUCAGCUUUGCACAGCUACUGGGAAUGUACGACCACAUCACUUUCCCGCUAGCCGCCCGGGGGUACAACGUGUACAAAUCCAUCCCGUACGGCCCACUGACGGAUCUGCUGCUGUACUUGGCGCGACGGGCCAGCGAGAACCGGUCCGUGCUGAGCAGCCCAGUCGUCGAGAGACGCAUGCUGGCCUCUGAGAUACGCCGCCGACUCACGGCGACCUGGAAGAGGCGCCUGGAACCGGCACACGACUGACUCGGUCGCGCGUUGUAUACGGGAUGUCACACGACACGUGUCGAGAGAGAUACGAUGUCAGCGCGUUGCCCUCGACCACGAAAACGAGAACUCUCGGCUUACACAGCGCGACGCGUGAUAAUUUCCAACUGCUCCGAGUGGUGGGAUCAGUGCCGUGCUGUCUCUUCCUGCUGCUGCUAUCUCUUCCUGCUCAAAAUGAGGAUAAACUGUGCUUGUUGGCGAUUACAAAAUGAGCCAUAGUAUCAGGGAAAGAUGUAAGCGUGACGAGGUUAUCACUUGUACAACAGGCGGCGUCAAUGCUCAAGAAUAGUGCAUCUCUUUGUUAGAAUGAGCAUCAUUCUUUAUUUGGCUGCAGGUUUGAAAAAUUCCUCGAUCCUUCGUGCCUCUCCUCUAAUUCUCUUAAAGUGUCACUAAAGAGGUAAACUAUC